AACUUAUAGAUUUACUUUUUUUUUCCCCUUGUUUUUUUGUAGCCAUAAUCAUCUAGUUGGGAGAGUAAUUGGAACGGAAAAGAUGCUGUCGGAUGAAGAAUCAAGAGAACUAUUAGCGGUGAGCGCAUCUACAUCACCCGAACCGGUGAGCCGACCACAUCUAGCCAAAUUGUCACAGCUUUCACAAGCACAAGUUGAACAAACAAACACCACACUCAAAAGAUUUUGUGAAUUCUUUAAAAUCAACUUCUUGGGAUAUCAAAACCAGUUUGAAGAGUAUGUGUUGCAGAAUGAACCUAAUGAUUGCUCGUUAGUGGCGAAAUACUGCAAAGUCAUCGACAUUGAUUUGCGGAAUCAAAACACCAUUUCUGUGGACAAUGUAACUGUUAAUUCGUUACAUAUACAACACCCAUUGAAUAAUUUCAUGAGCAAUGAAGCAAAUCAGCUUUCGCCUGAAAAUGUCGACAUACUGAAGGAAUUGGAAGAAGCACCAAUUCUUGUCUUUGUUCAUGGGUUAGGAGGUCAAAUGUCACAAUUUGAACCUUUGAUGGGGUUGUUGUCACAAUGUCUGGAAAUAGUGUCACUUGAUUUGCCAGGAUUUGGUAAUUCCAAGAUUCAAUUCAGUGAUAAGCUCAAGACUGUGUCUAACAUUUCCGAUGAGGAUAAACAGAGAAUAUCUUCAAGCAUACAAAAGAUGACUUGGUCUGAUUUCACCACAGAAAAUAUAACUAACAUAUUGUACGAGUUCAUAAAACAACAAAUACCAGAGAAUAAGAAGAUUGUAUUGAUAGGUCAUUCAAUGGGUACUCAUCUUUCAAUCAAACUCGCAAAGAAGUUACCAAAUCAUAAAGUAGAAGGAUUAAUAUUGUUAUCGCCACCAGGAUUAAGAGAUGAUGUCAAUGUUGGAGUGAAAGAUUCUGGUCACAAAUUAUUUAGCUUGUUUAAGUUGUUCACUUAUGUACCAUGGUUGUUUAACUUGUUUAGGCUGUGGGACAGGUUAGGAGGGUUGAAUAGCACCAGUGUAGCUCGGCAAUUGUCCUCAGGCUCCAAUACGAUAUAUAACAAAUUAAAACAAUUACGUUGGAAUAUGGAUAUUGACUCAUCAAUAAUAUUGAAAUAUUCUAAUGGGUUUCUGCCUGCUACCACGUCUGAUUUGACGACCGCGGUUAGUCAAUUCAAUGAUAACCCUACAGAUAAGCAUGUCUAUGAGAAAACAUUAGUUUUGGGUGGAUCAAGUGAUUCGGUAACGCCGGUGAAAAACAUAUACAAAAUCGACGAAUUUCUAACCAGGACAUUUGAUAGAAAAGUGUCGUCCACCAUAGAAAUCAAGGGAGUAGGUCAUUCGUUAUUGUUGCUGAAACCAGAGUUUAUCAGCGGAAUGAUUUUGAAUCAUGUGGAACUGAAGUUCCCACAAAGAUUGCAUUUGUCACCAGCAUGGGUUCUACAAGUGAAGGCCCGGAUUUCUGGAGAUAAAUGGGGGCUAAAGAAUGAAUUGAAGUGGCUGUUGUUGAAACCAAUCUCGUCCAAUAUAACUAGAAGGAAUGGUUCAGAUAUUGCUCCUUUAUUAGGUAUGAAGACCUUACGUGAAGGAGAUGCUAAUCAUUCACCUACGAUCUUAGAAGGAUUAUUCUACGGGGAAAACAGCCAUAACAGCGCAGAUAUCCCCAAAGGCAAUCUUAUUGCUAUAAUCGACAUAUCAGCGGAUAUUCCACCAUAUAGUCCAAAAUCAUUCAAUGUAAUCAAGUAUUACAAGUGUGCUACUGUAUCGAAAGUGGCGCCCGAUCAAAGUGCCAUUAGAAGAUUUAUUCAGUUGGUGGAUGAUAUCUUGUCGGAUAACAAAGCAGAGCAUCCUUUGAUUGCAGUGCAUUGUCAUUACGGGUUUAAUAGAACCGGGUUCUUGGUGUGUUGCUACUUGAUAGAGGUAUUGGGGUGGUCGGUGCAAGAAGCGGUUGAAGGAUUCAAGAAUGCAAAACCACCAGGAAUAAAGCACCCCCACUUCAUUGAUGCAUUAUAUGUACGAUACGAAAGCUGAGAAGAUAGCCAAGCAAAGUUUAUAAAAUGUAGCUAGAAAAAAAAAUUGUAAUAUUUAUUAGU
Spathaspora passalidarum NRRL Y-27907 is the source of this 2094-nucleotide messenger RNA. Its product is annotated as triacylglycerol lipase. Gene Ontology annotation, molecular function: protein tyrosine/serine/threonine phosphatase activity; mRNA guanylyltransferase activity. The transcript has a single exon. The record is from RefSeq and is a predicted model, not a curated record. Gene Ontology annotation, biological process: protein dephosphorylation; 7-methylguanosine mRNA capping. Lineage: Eukaryota; Fungi; Ascomycota; Pichiomycetes; Serinales; Debaryomycetaceae. The coding region runs from base 83 to 2032 and encodes 649 amino acids.